Molecule: messenger RNA, 2398 nt
Organism: Oldenlandia corymbosa var. corymbosa
Lineage: Eukaryota; Viridiplantae; Streptophyta; Magnoliopsida; Gentianales; Rubiaceae
Source: the annotation of a GenBank genome assembly
AUUUUUCAUGGAUACUAUGUUUGUGCUGUAUUUUAGAGGGUCACGUAAAAUCUCUGCAACUCUCUUGUUUCUAGUCUUCACGCCUUUACAAAUUACAACUCUCCUUUUCUCAUUCCAAUUCCGAAUAAUCGAUCGAAUAAUCCAUCUAUUCAUCCAUCGUCAUCAUCAUGUAGAACCCUGAUUAGAAUCUCUCUCUUUUUUUUUUUUUUCCCCUUUCCUUUUCCUUUUUCUCCCAGACCCACAAGAAAAAAUUACAACCAAUUUCCUUCAUAUAUUUGUACACAGCAUCGAUGCUCUGUAGGAGAUGGUAAGGUGAUGAUGAUGGGUGGAGGAGGCGGGUCGUUUGUGGUCUCUGCGGAUCCGGGUAUGGCUGGGUUGAAGAAAAAGAGUACCGGGUCUCGGAGCUGGAUUCUCCUCGAUGCUUCUGGCGAAGAAAAGAUGUUGGACGUAGACAAACACGUAAUCAUGCAUCGCGUGCAAAUUCAUGCCCGUGAUCUCCGUAUUCUCGACCCCGAUUUGAAGUAUCCCUCUGCCAUUCUCGGCCGUGAGGGCGCCAUUGUGCUUAAUUUAGAGCAUAUCAAGGCUAUUAUUACUGCUGAAGAGGUUCUUCUUCGAGAACCACUGAAGGAAAAGGUUAUACCUGUUGUUGAAGAACUAAGAAGGAAAUUGAAGCCAACAAAUGAGGAUGUCAAGGAGUCGGCUGCACAUCAUGAUGCUGAAAAUGCUGAAGAGGAUGAAUCUCCUUUUGAAUUUAGGGCCUUAGAGGUUGCACUGGAAGCAAUAUGCAGUCAUCUGGCAGCUCGUACUGUAGAGUUGGAAACUGCUUUCUACCCUGCUUUAGAUACACUAACUUCAAAGGUAAGGGAUGAGCUGGAACAACUUUUGGAUGAUGAUGAUGAUAUGGCAGACCUGUACUUGUCAAGAAAAUUAGCUGGUGCAUCUCCCACAAGUAGAUCUGGUGCUGCUGCCGGUUGGUUUCUUGCCUCCCCAACUAUAGGUUCUAAGAUAUCUAGAGCUAGUAGAGCAAGUAUAGCCACAAUAAGGGAUGACGAGAAUGAUGUUGAGGAGCUUGAGAUGUUACUUGAGGACUAUUUCAUGCAAAUUGAUGAGACCUUAAGCAAGUUAACAACGGUAUGUGAAACUCUUCCAUUACUCUAGUUUGUCAUGUGUAAGGUGAUAAGAUACAUUUAUUUAACCAGAAUUGCAUGGGUUUUCACAUUCAUAAUACUAUGCAGUACAGUACAGUAACUGGUUCAAGCUAUGCUGGUUUUUCUCAAUUGUCAAUGACCAUACGGAGUGCUUUCUCUAAAUGAAUUGCAUGGAGGAGAAAGAAAUUAUAUGUUUCAAGGAAAUAUUUGAAUCCAUUCUUUACAUUAGGCCAUUUUUGUGAAGUUUCUUAUGUAUGACUGAUCUGUGAAUUGUAAUUUCUCAGCUACGUGAAUAUAUUGACAACACAGAAGACUACAUUAACAUCCAGGUACGUGAAGCAACAAAAGUUGAUCUUUUGUGUAUCUUAAAUUAUGUGUUCUAAUGUUCUGAAAUUACCUCUAUGUUUUUGGUCUUUUAAUUUUCAGCUUGACAACCACCGAAAUCAGCUUAUUCAGGUAUUGUACCAUUUGUACGAUUCAUACUGUAUCUCAGUUUUUUGGUGGUGGAAUCUACAUUCUUUCACUUCCUUUAGCUAGAUUCCAACCGACUUUUAAGUGAUUCUAUUUCCUGAUACUGUGCCGGUUUGUUGCAGCUAGAGCUCUUUCUCAGUUCAGGAACUGUAUGUAUUACCAUGUUCUCCUUGAUAACUGGAAUUUUUGGCAUGAACAUACCAUAUACUUGGAAUGAUGAUCACGGUUACAUGUUCAAAUGGGUAAGUUUUCAGACUCUUGACAUCGUAAUCAUGCUUUUACCAAAUCAAUCAAAUUCUACAGUAACUGAGACUUUGUCGGAACAAUUGCCCAGGUGGUGAUAUUCUCUGGUUUCCUCUGUGCCCUAUCUUUUGUGCUCAUUGUUUCCUACGCUCGAUAUAAGGGACUUAUUGGAUAAACGAUGCAUCAGCUCAUGCUAGAUUGAACAGUAUCUACCUACACACUGGCAACUGGAGUAAUCUUACAGAUCCAUACGCUUUCUAGUCAGCUGACAGUAAAUCGGUUUUUAGAUGCUAACAUUUAGAUAUACAUCCGAUUUUUAGCCACAUUAUGAUGCAUAUUACACAUUGGGAUUGUCCUGUAGUCACCAAUCUUCAAUGGCUAAUUACACGUAAUAUACCAUUGUGUGAUGUUCUUAUGAAUCUCUUCAAUGAAUCCAUUUACGUUUCAGGAGGCAAUAAAGUUGUUGCGCUGGUUAUUAUUUCUGUUGAAAUAUCUUUUUAAUGAGUAAACCACAAACAAAGAUUGAUUGUUAUUGA